CCAAAAUCAAACCUCCGCUACUUGAAACAGCGUCAACGAAUCAGCCAGGAAAAGAAGAAGCUGAGGAGUAGCUGUCUUUUACUCAAAAUAAAGACAAAUUAUUUCGAAACAUGGCUGGAGCGGCAAGUAAAGGUGUAUUGAGUCACCUGAGUUUACUGGAAGUUCAAGCAAGAAGUCGAAAACAUCAACAUCAGCAUCAGCAGCCGAGCCGUGUGAAGGAGAUGAAGGCUAAAGUGGAAGCACUCAGGAGCCAGAGAAACCAGCUGAGAGCUGAGAUAGAGACACAUAAGAAUCUCCAGAAACUAAGGGCCUCAAUGGACAAACAAUGUGCAAAUGAAGAAGGGGAGGAGGAAGAAAUGGAUGAAGACUCUGAAAACUCACAGCUACUGUGGCUGAUGGCCAGACAUACACAGCUGAAAGAUCUUCUGCAUGCUCAUCACGUCAUUGGUGGUUAUAAUGUGAUAAAGACAAGUCAAGGUAAAGGAGUUUGUGUGUCACUGGCGACGGCCUACGAGGGCGUCUACUUAGAAACCUACAACGUGGAGAUCGACCUGAAGCCGAGGCUGAGGAUCAGUCGUCAUAAUGUCCCUCCGUUCAUUCCUUUCAAUAGCCUGGCUGAGCAGUGCAAGUCACAAAUGGACAUCAGGACUUUUCUGGAUUCUCUCAGCAAUCAUCUCAAUGCCUUUGCUGGUCGUAAGCAGCAGCUGAAUCUCAUCAAGGAACUGCACAAGUCAGUGGAGGUGCUGGAGAGUAACGUCUUGUGUUCAAUACUGGUGAUGCUGCUGACUUUGCCAGGAGAAAAGAUGAAUGUUCUCUGCACACUGGACUACAGCAAUCACACCAGAUGUCUCCCCACACGGGUCCACUUUGAAUGUAGAGACACAGCACUUCUUGAUUCACCAGAGUGGAAGAAAAACUGCAGCCUACUCAAGGAGACUCCUGUUCACAAAGCUUUGACCACCAUGAAGAAGAUGGGGAAUAUCUUGUAAUUUUAUCAUAAAAAUCUGUAAAAAUAUGUACAUUCUUGUUUAUAACAGAACAGUUAGUUAGAUUUAAUAAUUGUUACAGAUGUUGAGGUGUUAACCAUCUUCCACUUGUAUUUGCAUGUUGUUUUUUUCCUUUAGCCUCUCUAUAAACGCUGCCACCUUGUUGUGUAAAGUUUCCCUCUGAAACCGUCUCAGCUUCUCCAUUUCCUCAUGGGCUUUCUGCUGUCGCUGGGCCAGCUCUUUUUCUGAUAUUGAGUCAAUAGCUGCAAUGUUUUUCAUCUGCCUGAAAGACAGGUUGCUCUGAAUGUUUCCUCUGUGUCUCACUGAGCUGGCAGGUGUUACAGACAGAGGCGGUGCUGAUAUGGACCGGCUCUGUUCCACCGGAAGCUCGGCUUUAUUGGAAUGAAUUCUCCUGCCAUCAGAUGUUUGAAGACCUCUGAAGCGUGUAUUUUUGUACUCCAUAAUGUCUCUCAUAGCGAUGUUGACAGUAGCUUUUGGCUCGCAGACUUUAACCAUCACCACUCUUCUAUAAUCCUGUAUCAGAGAGUCUCUCCUUUGCUGAAGCACUUUGCGAGUGUACCUGUACUGUUUGUCUAACAUGUUUAAUUUACGCUGGAGAUCUCUGUCUUCUUUUUGGUUCAACACUUUCACAUCUCUCCUCAGUGCCACAAGUUCUCUGAAGCUUCUAUCCAUGAGCUAGAGGGACAAAUAUACAUUUCGUAUUGCAUUAUAUUUUUCCUUGUUACUCUUUUUUUAAAUAUAAAAAGAAUAUAGUUUCUUACCUGACAGGAGAUGUUUCUCCUUUAGAGUGCUGUGUAUGUUUGCUGCCAUGGUUGUGUCAUGCAUGUAAGAUAAUAGCCCAUUGUGAUCGAAGAAAAGAGGAAGUGAUUGUUGGUCUUUGUGUGCGCUCACAUACCGAAGAGAUUAAAUUUCAAGAUAGCAGUCAUGAGCAUUCUUGCAGGUGAUAAAAUUAAAAAAAUCAACAUUUUACCUUUGUUAGGUACUCUAAGGACAUAAUUCAUCAAUUAUUUUUGUAGUUUGACAUAAUGUACUUUUGGUGUAUAUAAAUGGAUUAUUAGCUUGUAAUUGCAUCACAGAGACAUUUUAUGUUACAACUCCUAAAUAAAAAAUAAUGACUUUAUCUCAUAA
Cheilinus undulatus (humphead wrasse) is the source of this 2135-nucleotide messenger RNA. RefSeq names its product centromere protein O (gene cenpo). The record is from RefSeq and is a predicted model, not a curated record. The coding region runs from base 111 to 989 and encodes 292 amino acids. Gene Ontology annotation, cellular component: Mis6-Sim4 complex; kinetochore. Lineage: Eukaryota; Metazoa; Chordata; Actinopteri; Labriformes; Labridae. The transcript is spliced from 6 exons.